Purpureocillium lilacinum is the source of this 375-nucleotide messenger RNA. RefSeq lists its product as uncharacterized. Gene Ontology annotation, biological process: response to oxidative stress. The record is from RefSeq and is a predicted model, not a curated record. NCBI's taxonomy places the organism in Eukaryota, Fungi, Ascomycota, Sordariomycetes, Hypocreales, Ophiocordycipitaceae.
AUGGCCAUCACGCCGACGCAGUUCGCCAAGAAGACGGCGCAAUCGGCCAGCUGGGCGGAUGCGAAGCGCCGAGUCCUCUCCUCCUACCGCGAAUGGAUGCGAGCCGCACCCGAGAUCCAGACCAUGUACAACAUCCCGCUGCCCAUCUCUGCCCUCCGCACCCGGGUAAGGCAAGAGUUUGAGCAGAACCGAUUCGUCGCGAAGCUCCCAGUCGUCGAUGUGCUUCUUUUCAAGUCGCACGCAGAAUACCAGGAGACGAUGAACUUCUGGAAGCAGACGACGCACGUCAUGUCCUACUUCAAGGAGGAGAACUUCAGGGGCGAUCACAGACGGCCAUCGAACUUUAUGCAGGGGUUCCUGGAGGGUCGGAAUUAG